This is a messenger RNA of Pyrus x bretschneideri (Chinese white pear), 1115 nucleotides long. RefSeq lists its product as uncharacterized. The coding region runs from base 229 to 1080 and encodes 283 amino acids. Lineage: Eukaryota; Viridiplantae; Streptophyta; Magnoliopsida; Rosales; Rosaceae. The transcript is spliced from 3 exons. The record is from RefSeq and is a predicted model, not a curated record.
UAUUCAACCAGACCUCAUGUGGAUCGAUACCACUGUUUGUCUUCCAGUCUAGCCAAUACUGUAAUCCCUCUACCCAGGUAAUAUCAACCAUCUUUUUCUACUUUUGUUUUGUUGUUUUUAUUUUGCUUAAUCUAUAAUUUUGUGGUGAUUAAUCUGUUCAUAUUAAAUUUGAAGAGCAACACAAGAAAUUAUACAGAUGCGCUUGAAUCAGCUUUAUCCGAGGUUUCCAUGGCAAACAAGACUGUGAUAAUUGCAAUUGUAAAUAAGGCCUAUGUAGAAGGAGACAAGCCAAUGCUUGAUUUGUUUUUAGACAGUUUCUGGCUUGGAGAAGACACAAGAGGCUUGAUUUCUCACCUACUUCUUGUUGCGGUCGACCAAACAUCUUUCGAACGUUGUAGGUUUCUCCACCUUCACUGCUACAAACUCGAAGCAGAUGAUCACGCCAAUUUUGAGGCUGAGAAACUCUACAUGUCACAGGAAUUUAUUAAGAUGAUGUGGAGGAGAACUCUCUUCCUCAAAGAUUUGCUCAAGCGGGGCUACAGUUUCGUAUUCACGGACAUAGAUGUGAUGUGGCUAAGGAAUCCAUUUCCAAGGCUAAAUAGCUUCAAUGAGAGCAUGGAUCUUCAAAUCAGUGCUGAUAAGUUCAAUGGGGAUCAAUGGUCUGAAUCCAACCCCCUCAACACAGGCUUUUACAUGGUCAGAUCCAACAACCGAACAAUUUCGUUAUUUGAAAAGUGGUACGACAGGAAGAAUAACUCCACCGGAGUGAAAGAGCAGGAUGUUUUAGACAGCCUGAUGCAUGAAGGUGUUUUCAGAGAAUUAGGCCUCAGUGUGAAAUUUUUAGACACAAUUUAUUUCAGUGGCUUCUGUGAAGUCAGCAAGGACUUCAAAGCUGUCACGACGAUUCAUGCCAAUUGCUGCCGAACCAUAAGCGCCAAGGUGGCUGAUCUGACGGCGGUGAUUCAUGAUUGGAAGAAGUUCGAGAUCUUAUCGAAUUCGAACCAGACAUCGAGUUUGAAAUGGACUAACCAUGUGAACUGUGAGGGUUCCUGGAAAGAUUUCAAUGUGACAUUGGGCUAGCUAGUUUUGAUUGACUUCUAAUAAAACCUAGUUUA